AUGUCUCUCUCUCUUCUUCGUAUCUACUCUUCACCUCGCCUCUCUCCGUCUCUUUUCUUCCCCACGCCACCUCUCUCUUCUCUUUGCCUCCCCAAAUUACCAAACUCCCCUUCUCCCCACUUUAUUUUAUGCUGCCGCAGGAACGCAUCGUUUUCCGCUCGAUGUGGGGCUGGUGUUUCCAAGGGUGCACAAUAUAACAGUCGCAGCGAAGAAGGUGAUGAACAACCCAUGAAGGCUAGUUACGACGAUGACGAAGAUGAAGAUGGCCAAGGGGCUCUUAGCUCCUUAGUUUUGCCUGAAAGAUGGGAUGUCCUGGGUCUUGGUCAAGCCAUGGUGGAUUUCUCUGGCAUGGUUGAUGAUAAUUUUCUGAAGAAUUUGGGAUUAGAGAAGGGAACACGGAAAGUAGUAAAUCACGAGGAAAGAGGUAGAGUUUUGCAGGCUAUGGAUGGGUGCAGCUAUAAAGCUGCGGCUGGUGGAUCUCUUUCUAAUACCUUAGUUGCCCUUGCAAGGCUUGGAAGUCGCUCCAUCAAAGUUCCUGCUAUAAAUGUGGCAAUGACGGGCAGUGUAGGGAGUGAUCUAUUGGGGGGUUUCUACAGGGAAAAAUUACGCCGAGCAAAUGUGCAAUUUCUUUCUGAGCCUAUCAAGGAUGGGACAACCGGAACAGUUAUAGUUCUCACAACUCCAGAUGCCCAGCGCACAAUGCUUGCCUAUCAGGGCACAUCUUCAACUGUUAACUAUGAUGCAUCCUUGGCUAGUGCAGUUUCCAAGACCAACAUACUUGUUGUUGAAGGGUAUUUAUUUGAACUUCCUGAUACUAUUAAAACAAUAACCAAAGCAUGUGAGAACGCACGGAGGAAUGGUGCCUUGGUUGCAAUAACAGCUUCAGAUGUCUCCUGCAUUGAGAGACACUUUGAUGAUUUUUGGGAAAUUAUUGGGAACAGUGUGGAUUUAGUGUUUGCAAAUGGUGAUGAGGCCAGAGCUCUGUGUAAUUUUGAAGCAAAGGAAAGUGCUGCUUCAGCUGCGAGGUAUCUGAGCCACUUUGUUCCUCUAGUAUCCGUUACAGAUGGUCCAACAGGCUCUUACAUAGGUGUAAAAGGAGAAGCUGUAUAUAUCCCUCCUUCUCCAUGUGUUCCAGUAGAUACUUGUGGUGCUGGUGAUGCAUAUGCAUCUGGCAUACUCUAUGGUCUUUUGAGAGGCAUAUCAGAUUUGAGAAGUAUAGGGACAAUAGCAGCUAAUGUUGCUGCCACUGUUGUUGGACAACAGGGAACACGCCUUAGAAUUUCAGAUGCAGUCAAAUUGGCUGAAUCUUUCGAAUUUCAACUUGAUUCCUCCUCUGUUGGCACUGAUCAUAUUUCCAGCGUCUAA
Sphenostylis stenocarpa is the source of this 1365-nucleotide messenger RNA. The record is from the annotation of a GenBank genome assembly. Lineage: Eukaryota; Viridiplantae; Streptophyta; Magnoliopsida; Fabales; Fabaceae.